AGCUCCACUCCCGGCUCCUCUUUUAUUCCACACCGCUCUGCGCUCUGACACAUCCGCGCUGAUAUCAGAUUGAUGGGCCGGUUUGAUUGAAGUCUCUUUGUCGCGCUGAUGUCACUGCGAGUGAUGGAUGAGGCGCGUGCGCCACUAUUGACGCGCGCGCGCACCAACUUCACUCCUGAGCCGAAAACGACCCCAUCCCCUCCUCCUGUACGCACACACACACACAAACACUGCCGUGACCAGCUGACAACUUCUGGCCCGGUCACCAUAGGCGACGAGACACGUGACUCGCGACAGAGGUGAGAAGAAAAGAAGAAGAAGAAAGAAGAAGAGAAGGGUGAAAGAGGGAGAGAGAAAGUCCAAAACAGAAUUUGGAGGAAACUUUGGGUGAUGGCGACGUGAAAACGGAGCACAGGUGAAGACUUUUAUCAACUGCCGCUCUCCCUUCACGCACGGACACGCACCCCCACGGACACAGCAGCGGAGGAUUUAUUCAUGCCUGUUUGGGAUCAUUUGUUGUUAAGAGAAUCUAUUUUUUGAUGGAUUAACCAGAUUUUCCCCCCAUUUUUAGCGAUAGAGUUUGGAAUAAAAGUAAUUUUUGUUUUGGUGUUUUUCCUGGACUUUUUUGUUCGGAUUUUCUGAUUAACGUGUAAAUAUUUUAAAUGGAUUGCGUUGAGUUUGAUCCGGACCUCUGGGUUCCAGAUUCUUGCUGAGACUUCGUGCAGAACCUUCAGCAUAGCGUCCUGGGCCUGCAUGGAAAACAUGAACUCCUUUGUCGAGUUCUCCAUCUGUAAUCGACAAGGAGCCGGGGGUUACUCUGGGCCCAAAGCCGGAUACUCUCAUCCCCUGCGCCAUCACCUUCCGCUGGAGCAGCACCAUGCCUUCUCCGUGACCUCCGGCGGCCUCCACCCGGGCCUGAAUGUGUCCUCCAUCCCGGUUGCUGCGGCGGGUGGAGAUAGCGGCUACACCGCGGAAGGAAGGAUGUACGGGAGCGGAGUGGAGGGCGGGGGGGCCCACGAGCACCCAGGAGCAGGCCACCUUGACCCGCAGCAUCCUUCAGACCAUCUGGAGCAGCAUCAUCACACGUACAACGGCUACCAUCCCCACCACCACCAUCAUCAUCAUCAUGCAAACCUGCAGCAGAACCAAAGCCCUCAGAGUGCGCUGUUGUCUUAUUCCAGCGGGGAUGGGGGCAACACGGGGGUCUUUGCGACACAAGCGUGUCCCCCAAACUCAGAGUUUGUCACGGGCCACGCGAAUUCCAUCCACCCGCAGUAUUUCAUGGAAGACUCCGUGGCCUCUUCCUACUAUCCGCAGCCGACCUUCCCGAGCGCGGCCCCCGCCGUCGGCUCCAGCUACAGCUCUAUUUCCGGGGCCUACUGCGGGCCUCAGGGCACCCCUUCCGCCUCUCAGUACCCGCAGCAGUUAGGUGGGGGCUUGGACGCCAUGGGCUACCUAACGGUCCCGCACCCAGGAGGCUACGGAGACCUCCCUCCGUCCCAGGAUCGAGGGAGAGGGGAUGAGGAUGAAGCGCAGGCCGGCCAGGGACAGACCUUCGAGUGGAUGAAGGUGAAGAGGAAUCCGCCAAAAACAGUUAAAGUGUCCGACUUUGGCGCGCACAACAGCGCCAUGCGCACCAACUUCACCACGCGCCAGCUGACGGAGCUGGAGAAGGAGUUCCACUUCAGCAAGUACCUGACGCGCGCGCGGCGCGUGGAAAUCGCCGCCACACUCGAGCUGAACGAGACGCAGGUGAAAAUAUGGUUCCAGAACAGACGCAUGAAGCAGAAGAAGCGCGAGAGGGAGGGGGCCAGUGCGCGCGCAUCUUCGUCGUCCUCGUGCUCAGAUACCUGUGGCGGCUUCACCAAGGAGGCGGAGGACACGGACCAGUCCUCCCUGUCCACGUCUCCAGGCGCGUCCCCGAGCUCAGAAACGUAGUGUGCGGCCCUGUUUUCAUCAUCCUGACAUGAUGCAGCACCCACGAGCACGGGCCUCAUACCGCUUCAGUCUGAACAUAGUUCCCAGCGGUGGGUCUCAAAUGCCUUUUA
Molecule: messenger RNA, 2048 nt
Organism: Oryzias latipes (Japanese medaka)
Lineage: Eukaryota; Metazoa; Chordata; Actinopteri; Beloniformes; Adrianichthyidae
Gene: hoxb1a
Product: homeobox B1a
Biological process (GO): regulation of transcription by RNA polymerase II
Cellular component (GO): nucleus
Molecular function (GO): RNA polymerase II cis-regulatory region sequence-specific DNA binding; DNA-binding transcription factor activity, RNA polymerase II-specific
Source: RefSeq, a predicted model, not a curated record